Mycotypha africana is the source of this 1184-nucleotide messenger RNA. RefSeq lists its product as uncharacterized. Lineage: Eukaryota; Fungi; Mucoromycota; Mucoromycetes; Mucorales; Mycotyphaceae. The record is from RefSeq and is a predicted model, not a curated record. Gene Ontology annotation, cellular component: plasma membrane. The transcript has 4 exons. Bases 113 to 946 code for a protein of 277 amino acids.
UGUGGCUGACAGUUUACCGAAAAUUUCUGUCAUAUUUAAACCUGAUUUAAACUUCGGCUUUUCCUUAACCUUUCUUCUUUAAAGUUUCUUUCUACGCUACCUUGAAACAUUAAUGGCUUUAAAUAAAAGCAGUUCUCUAUUAUUCUCAUAUACCAUUCUAGCCUUUUUGGCUGCAUUUUUGGGUGACUUUGUCACAGCCGCUCCUAUAUCAGCAGAUGGAAGUUCUGCGACAAUAACAUUCGCAGGACAUUCAGUCACUGUUCAUGGUAUUGUUUUCAGUGUCGUAUUAUUUGUUACUGGCGCCUAUCUCUGUUUUGUUGGAGGGGUGUUUCAAAACUUUACCAUGUUUAUUGUCGGCUUUUAUUGUGGAGCAAAUAUUGCUUAUAUUAUUCUCACUAAUGCUAAGGCGGAUUACGGAAGUAACACCGAUACCAUUUUACUCGUCGUGAGUAUUGUGGUCGGUUUAUUAACAGGUGGUUUACUAUGCUGCUGCUUCUUCUUGGCCGUCUAUUUACUCGGUGCUUUACUCGGUUACAUGGUUGCCCUUUGGUUUUUGUCUUGGAAUACCAAUGGUGUUAUCCAAUCUAAUUGGGGACGUGCUAUUCUGAUCGUUGUUUGUUGCGUGGUGGGCGCCAUUUUGAUGGCCUUCUUGGAACGGCCUAUGUUUGUUAUCGCCACGGCUUUCAUCGGUUCAUUUGCCAUUUUCUGUGGUAUAGACGUUUAUGCAAACACCGGAUUUUUGGAAGCUGUGAAUCAAUUCUUGCAUGCUAGAAACUUGGAUACAGUUGUUACAGCAACAAGUGCACUAAGAGGCAUGCUGGGUGGCUGCUUGGCACUAGCUCUCUUUGGCUGUUUGAUCCAAUGGUGCAUGCUUAGAAGGGAUCACUCAUCCUACAGAGUGUGGAGAGAACGUUAUCCUCCCCGUGGCGGUUGGACCCGCGUAUAAAGACAAUUAAAAGUCAAAAUCUCCAAACACAGCUAUUAUUUAUUUAUAUCUAUAUUUACAAACCCACAUCUAACAUACUUCUUUCUUUUUUUGUCAUUUAAACGUGUAUAAAUAACGUAUAUUCCCUUCUUUUUCCUCUUACUACUACUUUUUAGUAUUAGAUAAAGCAGACUUCAACAUACAUAUUGUCAUUCAUCUGCCCUGAUUUCAGCCAAGUGUUGUUAAUCACUCGGUUAAA